Nycticebus coucang (slow loris) is the source of this 7867-nucleotide messenger RNA. RefSeq names its product ribonuclease L (gene RNASEL). Gene Ontology annotation, molecular function: protein kinase activity; ATP binding; RNA nuclease activity. NCBI's taxonomy places the organism in Eukaryota, Metazoa, Chordata, Mammalia, Primates, Lorisidae. The record is from RefSeq and is a predicted model, not a curated record. Gene Ontology annotation, biological process: mRNA processing; defense response to virus; protein phosphorylation. The coding region runs from base 301 to 2529 and encodes 742 amino acids. The transcript is spliced from 7 exons.
GGGGUGAGGGCGCGCGGUUCUCACUGGCCUGUUCCCUGCUCGGCCCCGCCCUGCUGAUGCCGGAGGCUGGGAGAGAAGACGGCUUCCUGCUGUGAACAGUCUUGCAGGCUCCGCCGCAGACAAAGGAAUAACGCAGACGGAGGAGGUUAUGAGUUGAGAAGGUGGAAUGUCAGAAGACAGAACCUGGUUCCUCCUCGUACCACUGAUCCAUAGCCAGAUAAUUCCAAUUUAUGCUCCAAGCCUCUUUGAUUAGGUUCCAAGGAGAUAGUGUUUAUUUUCUUAAGGAAAAGGCAAACCAUCAUGGAGACCAAGAGUCAUAAUAAUGCCCAGGAGAGACCCAUGUCCUCCAACAGUAGGCCAACUACUGUGGAAGACAAUCAUUUGUUGAUCAAAGCUGUUAGAAAAGGAGAUGUCAAACUGGUCCAGCAGUUGCUGGAAAGAGGAGCUGAUGUCAAUUUCCAGGAAGAGGAAGGGGGCUGGACACCUCUGCAUAACGCAGUACAAAUUAACAGGGAAGACAUCGUGGACCUGCUGCUGGGUCAUGGUGCUGACCCUUGCCUGAGGAAGAACAAUGGGGCCACUCCCUUCAUCAUCGCAGCGAUCGUGGGAAAUGUGAAGCUGCUUGAACUUUUCCUUUCUAAAGGAGCAGACGUCGAUGAGUGUGAUUUUCAUGGCUUCACGGCUUUCAUGGAAGCCGCUGAGUACGGUAUGGUUGAAGCCUUGAGAUUCCUUCACGGGAGUGGUGCAGAGGUAAAUCUGCGUAGAAAGACAAAGAAGGAUCAAGAGCGGCUUGGGAAAGGAGGGGCCACGGCGCUCAUGGACGCUGCUGAACAAGGCCACGUAGAUAUUGUGAGGAUUCUUUUGGAUGAGAUGGGGGCAGAUGUCAACGCCCGAGACAAUAUGGGCAGAAAUGCCUUGAUCCGAGCGCUUAUGAACCCUCGGGAUAGGAACGUGGAGGCUAUUACCCGCCUGCUGCUGGACCAUGGUGUUGAUGUUAAUGUGAGGGGAGACAAAGGGAAGACACCCCUGAUCCUGGCAGUGGAAAAGAGUAACUUGGGUGUGGUAAAGAUGCUUCUGCAGCAAGAGCACAUAGAGAUUGAUGACACAGACAGCGAAGGCAAAACCGCGCUGCUGGUGGCUGUUGAACUCAAACUGAGUGAAAUCGCCCAGUUGCUGUGUAACAAAGGAGCCAGCACAGAUUGCGGGGAUCUUGUCAUGAUGGCCAGGAGGAAUUAUGACGUUUCCCUCGUAGAGUUUCUUCUCGCUCACGGAGCUAGCGAACAUUUUCACCCUCCCGCUGAAGACUGGAAGCCUCAGAGUUCACGCUGGAGCACAGCUCUGAAAAAUCUCCACAGAAUAUACCGCCCUAAGAUUGGCAAACUCAAGAUCUUUAUAUUUGAUGAAAAAUAUAAAAUCGCAGACACUUCUGAAGGGGGCAUCUACCUGGGGAUUUACGAGGAGCAAGAGGUGGCUGUGAAGACAUUCUGUGAGGGCAGCACGCGUGCACAAAAGGAAGUCUCCUGUCUGCAGAGCAGCCGAGAGAACAGUCACUUGGUGUCAUUCUACGGGAGUGAAAGCCACAGGGGCUGCUUGUACGUGUGUGUCACCCUCUGUGAACAGACUCUGGAAGCGUGCUUGGAUGUGCACAGAAAGGAAGCUGUGGAAGUUAAGGAAGAUGAGUUUGCCCGAAAUGUCCUCCUGUCUAUAUUUAAGGCUGUUCGAGAACUACACUCAUCAUGUGGGUACACUCACCAGGAUCUGCAGCCACAAAACAUCUUACUAGAUUCUAAGAAUGCUGUUCGGCUGGCAGACUUUGAUAAGAGCAUCAAAUGGGUUGGAGAUCCACAGGAAAUCAGGAGAGAUCUAGAGGUCCUUGGACGGCUGGUCCUGUAUGUGGUCAAGAAGGAAGACAUCUCGUUUGAGAAGCUAAAGGCUCAAAGUAAUGAAGAAGUGGUUUUACUUUCUCCAGAUGAGGAAACAAAAGACCUCAUUCACCAUCUGUUCCACCCUGGGGAAAAUGUGAGGGACUGUCUCAGUGACUUGCUGGGUCAUCCUUUCUUUUGGUCUUGGGAGAGCCGCUAUAGGACACUUAGGAAUGUGGGAAAUGAAUCGGACAUCAAAAUGCGAAAGUCUGAAAGUGAGAUCCUCAAAUUACUGGAACCUGGAGCAUCUGAACAUCCCCAUAGUUUUGCCAAGUGGACUAAAAAGAUUGAGAAAUGUGUUAUGAAAAAAAUGAAUGAGUUCUAUGCGGAGACUGGAAAUUUCUACCGUAAUACUGUGGGUGAUCUGCUAAAGUUCAUUAGGAAUAUAGGAGAACACAUUGAUGAAAAAAGGAACAAAAAGAUAAAGCCAAUAAUUGGAGACCCUUCCUGGUAUUUUCAGAAUAAAUUUCCAGAUCUGGUGGUCUAUAUCUAUACAAAACUACAGAACACAGAAUACAAGAAGCAUUUCCCUGAAACCCAAAGUCCAAACAAGCCUCAGUGUGACGGAGAUGGCAGGGCCAGCGGGCUGGCCACUGCCACGUGCUAAGUCCUCUAAGUUCAGGGAGCCACUUACUAGCUGAGGAGGCCUUGCUUGGCAGCUAGUAACUCUCUGGGCCUCUUUUUUUGCAGUUUUUGGCUGGGGCUGGGUUUGAACCCACCACCUCUGGUAUCUGGGGCCAGUGCCCUACUCCUUGGAGCCACAGGCACCACCCAUAAUCGUUUUAAUAAACACAUUUUUCUUUUCUUUUCUUUGUUUUUUGGAGACAGAUUGUCACUGUUGCCCUCGGUAGAGUGCUGUGGUGUCACAGCUCACAGCAACCUCCAGCUCUUGGGCUUAGGUGAUUCUCUUGCCUCAGCCUCCAAAGUAGCUGAGACUAGAGGCGCCCACCACAAUGCCCAGCUAUUUUUUUGUUGCAGUUUGGCCAUGACUGGGUUUGAACAUGCCACCCUCGGUACAUGGGGCUGGUGCCCUACUCUCUGGGCCUCUUAAUUUAACCUGGUUGCUUAUGAAGGAUGAGUUGGGUAGCUGAUGUGCCAGUCCUUGGCAGAGUGCCUGCUACAUGUCUCUAACAAAAGGAGUAUAUACCCAGAUGACACCAGUCAAUUUUACUGGGAAAAGCUUAUGUGCAGGAAGUGGGAAGCCAUUCUGCUAAGAUUCUUCUUGUCAAUUGCACCACAGGAGUGAGUGUCUAGGCCCCUAAUGCUGAGUGUUUCAUAGUUACCUCAUUUAAUUCUCCCAGUGAGCUUGCAAAACAGGGUUUAUCAUCCCCUAUUAACAACUGAGGAACCUGAGACUCAGACAGUUUGAGCUACCGGCCCAAAUCAUGCAACUUGUACAGAGCACUGUAUAAAUAGACAUGGUGUUAUUGUUACCUCUCACGUGGGCACCUUGGAACUUCAUUAGCAACCCAGAGAAAUUCUGGAUGGAAUCCAAAAGGGGUAUGCCAAAGGAGCCUUUGCCUAGAAGGCUUAUUCAUUCAUUCAAUAUUUAUUGAGCACUUAGUUGCAUGAAUUUCAUUCCUUCUAGAACCACUGGCACUACUUUUCCAUGAUCUUAAGGCAGUAGUUCUUAAAUGACAAUCUGUGAGGCAUUCUCAAUAAAGCUUUGAAUCAUCACAUUCAGUCUGACUUUCUUUGAGUGACAUUUCCACUUUAGAGAGUAGUAUUAAUAAUAUAUACAAUGGAAAAUACUCAAUAAGUAAUUCCUGGGUAGUUUUCAAGAAAGGACGUCCUGCUCCCUAAAAGUGGGGAAAGGAGCUAUUUUGGGGCCUCAUUCUGGAACAAUGUGGGCCCUGGGUUUCUUUGUAGACAGAGAAGGAAGGUACUGAUCAUUUCCCCCUCUGCUUGAAUUCUCUGAGAGUUUCUGUUGACAUUCCAUAAGUAUUUCUCAUUCAGUUGUCAUUACCACAGACAUUUUAUUGAGCAGGUAGCUCAUCUGAGGUACUGUGUCAGGCAAGGUGACUCUGUACCGGGGCUUGCCAAGUGUAAGUGGCAGUUACACAGAGAAGAGAGGAGGUUGCCCACUCCUAAUGUACUGGACGGGCAACACAGGUGAGAUGAUGAUAGUAAAAGUAAUAACACUACUAUUUACGGAGCACCUACUGUUUUUUAGCACCUAACUAGCUUUUCCAUAUGGCAUCCAGCAAUGUCCAUGGUGCUAUAAGAUGUGGUUGUUCCCAUUUUGUAGAAGAGGCAGCUAAGUCCUAGAUCGGAUUGGUAAAUUCCCCAAGUUCGCACAGGUAGUAAGCAGAAGAGCCGGGAUGUAAACCCAGAUUAGUGAGUCAUACUGUUGGGUGUGGUCUGUCUCUAGUUCUUGAAACUGUCUUUAGCAUCCUCAAUUCUGCCCUCACCUGCUUUUCUUCCCAUUGGUUGCUUCUCUGCAAUGUCCUUUGUCAGUGCCUUCUCAGCCCAGCCACUAAAAACUGAAUGCCCCUAGACUAAUCCUCAAGCAAUUCUCUCUUUUCUCCUUCUCCCCAGUUGGUCUCUUUGAAUCCCAAGACUAAUUUCACCAUAAAUAGGCAGAGGAUACCCAGAUUGUGAAAGUUAGCAUCCAACUAAUUGCCUCCAAAUUAUCAGUGUUGUUUGAUUUUUUUCAUACACUUCCAUCCAGUCUAUUUACAAGUCCUGCCGGUUCUGCCGCCAAAACAGAUCCGAGAUCACGUCACAACCCUUCUUCUCCACUGCCUGGCUCAACCCACCAUGGUUUCUCAUUUGGAGCGAAACAUUGGCCUCAUCACUGACUCUUGUACUUCCGUACUUGUCCUCCCCAAAUUAAUCCUCUAUAAAAAAUGUGAAUCAGAUCAGGGCACUGACUUCCCUGCUUAAGGUCCUCCAAUGGCUUCUCAUUGCAGUGAGGGGAAAAUCUAAACUGUUUACCGUCACGUACAUGAACUGGCCAAGUCCACAACUACAUUGCCUUUCGCUUGCCUGUCUUGCAGGCUUAACCUCCAUCCACACGGCCUCAUCUGUGUUCAAGAGUGCCAAGACCGCUGCCUUCUCAGGGCCACAGGCCUUGCCAUUCCUCUGCCUGGAGUGUCGUCCUGCCAGAUUUGGUGUGCUAGUUCCUUCGCAUCUUCUAGGCCUCAGCUGCAUCCUUCCUUCCUUUAUCCAAAGUUGUUCCCAACUCUGAUUUUUUUAACAUCAUAGCAGCAAUCGCUAUCUGAAAUUAUCAAAUUGACUUGUUCAUGUGUUUUUAAAAAGCUUAUCCCUUACCAUGAUGAGAACACAAGUUCCAUGACAGCAAUCAUGCUAUCUGUCUUAUUCACCCUCAUAUCCAAUCUAGCGAAGGGUCUGGAACAAAGCACGUUUCAACUAAUAUUUAUUGAGUGGAGAAACAAAUACUUUUGAGGUUGCAGCGUGUCGCUGAAUCAUAAUUAUCUAGUUAUAAGCCAGUGUCUUUCUUUAAAAUGUGAGCAUCUUAAAGGUCACGAGUUUUUUUGUUAAUUCCUUGUGUUCGUCGCAGAAUAGGUGUUCAAGGGAAUCUGUUGCAUUAAUUUAGUUGAUUACUCCUUACUAUGGAACUCUGGCCUAGUAACGUGGGUCUCUCAAAGAACAAAGAGCUUUAAGGAUCUCUUUAAAAAUAUUUGAAAGUCGGCAUUCCAGGCCUCAAGUCAGGUGGUAGGAAGGGAUAUUUGGAUACUUUCUGGUAUUCCUCAUAUCACUUUAUGUAGGCAUUUACCCGUAAAAGUAGCGGCUCUCAGGUCCUUCCUGCUCCCUGGUCUGUGGAGCAUCCAAGAAGCCCUGUGGCCAGGCUCGUGAACUCAGAGUCAGUAGUUCUUCCCCCCAGCCCAAAUCUCACCUAAGUUUCAGUUUUCAGAAUACAUUGUUUUGGUCUGGUGCCACUGUGCUCUUGUUUGAGGCAAAUCUCUACUCCAUGUGCCUCAUUCAGCAGCAGGUAGCAUAUUUGCACCUGUCUCUCCAACCAGCCUGGAAGGGCAGAGGUCACAUCCCAGUGACUCACAUGGUAUCCAGCAUGUUAUAAGUGCAUAGAACACAUUUCUUGAAUUCACUGGAAUUGAGUGGAACUUUCAAAUUGGAUUUUUGGUGGGUUUCUGCUGGAGCUGCAGCCUGGGAGAGAGGUAAAUCUUAGAGCUGAGCCCUAAGGCAGCUCUCCUCUUCCCCACCCUGGUCUCUUUAGGAUGCAGUGGGGUCUGAAGAUGCUCUGGAUAAAGGACAGCAGAACCUCUCCCUCUGGAAGAGAGCCUGAUAUUUACUCCCCGCCCCCCAUGAUAUUUUCUCUCAGGAUUGCCUAAGUGCCCUGGCACAUACCACACACUCGAUUUUACUUGUUGCUGUUCCUAAUUGCUGUGUAUACUGACUGUGUCCCUCCCAAAUUCAUACACUGAAGGCCUAGCCCCGAAUAUGGUAGUAUUUGGAGACAGGGCUUUUGGGAAAUAAUUAGAGUUAGAUGAAGGAAGUUAUGAGGGUGGACCCACAUGAUGGCAUUCACGACCUUGAAAGGAAAGGAGUGAGGAGAGAGAGGGCUCUUUUUUCUCUCUCACUGCCACAUGGUCACAUGGUGAGAAGGAGGACAUCUGCAAGCCACCAAGAGAGUCCCACCAGGAGCCAAAUGGUCCAAACUGGUAAGACAAUCACCUGGCGUAUGUUCAGCUGCAACAAGUGUUUAUGCUCUUCCUCUUGUUUGUCAUGGAAACAGAAAUGCUAAAAAAAAAACUGGUGCAAACUCUUAUCUCCUCCACAGCACUUUUCUUUCUUUUUUUUUCUGAGAUAAGAUCUCACUUUGUCACCUUUGGUAGGAUGCCCUGGCAUCAUAGCUCACAGCAACUUCAAACUCUUGGGCUCACAAAAUCCUCUUGCCUCAGCCUCCUAAGUAGCUGGGACUACAGGCACCCACCACAACCCCCGGUUAUUUUUAGAGAUGGAGUUUUGCUCUAGCUCAGGCUGAUCUCUGACUCCUGAGCUCAGGCAAUACACCUGCCUCAGCCUCAGAGUGCCAGGAUUACGGGUGUGAGCUACCAGCCUGGCCCUCCACAGUGCUUUUCAUUGAUGAAUCUUCUAACUGCUUUAUGAUCUGUUUGCUUAGACUAAGGUCAAAAGAUGGUGCUGUCAACAGGGAGAAGUGAGUAGGGGAAAAACAGGAGAACUGGAUUUUUUUUAGGCUCUAAACGUUAACAAGAUUAGAUGUUAAUAAUAUUUACUUUUUAUUAUUUUUAAGGAAUCAAAUACAGUAACAUUACUGUUAGCCACUAAUACUGGCCUAUAAACAUUUAACACAAGACCCACAUCACAAAAUAUCAAAGCUGCAGGUACUGGCGUGGAUGUGGAGAGACGGGAACACUUUUACACUGCUGGUGGGACUGCAAACUAAUACAAUCUUCUAUUUGAAAGGAAGUAUGGAGAAUCCUCAAAGAACUCAAACUAGACCUCCCAUUUGAUCCUGAAGUCCCAUUACUGGGCAUCUACCCAGAAGAAAAAAAUCCUUUAGUCUUAAGGACAUUUGUAUUAGACUGUUUACUGCUGCUAAACUUAUAGUUGCCAAAUUGUGGAAACAACCUAAAUGCCCACCAACCCAGGAAUGGAUUAACAAGCUGUAAUAUCUAUCUAUCAUGGAAUACUAUUCAGCCACAAAAAGAUGGUAACUUUACGUCUUUUGUAUUAACCUGGAUGGAGUUGAAACACAUUCUUCAAGAAUGGAGAAGCAAGAAUCCAAUCUACUCAAUUCUGAUAUGAGGACAAUUGAUGACCUAGUACACGGUGGGGGUGGGGAAAGGGGCGUGAAGAGAGGGAAAGUGUGGCACACCUCUUGGGUAUGGGACACAAUUAUAAGAGAAAAAAAUUAAAAAUAAAAAAAAUUGUAAGAGGGACUUUAACAAAUGCAAGCAGUGUAACCUGGUUCUUUGUACCCUCAAUGAAACUCCAAUGAU